CGCGGAAUCCCAUACCGACGAGGAUAUCUGUUUUAUGGUCCACCAGGGACUGGGAAGAGCAGCUUCAUAUCGGCAUUGGCAAGUCAUUUUGGAUACAGCGUUUGUAUGCUGUCUCUUAGUGAACGAACACUUGAUGAUGACAGGUUAAAUCAUCUGCUGAAUACAGCACCGGUGAACAGCGUUGUGAUUCUGGAAGACAUCGAUGCCGCAUUCGGAACUAGAGCUGAUCCCAUGAAUAAUCACCCAGCUUACCAAGGUAUUACAAGGGUGACCUUCUCGGGCUUGCUCAAUGCGAUAGAUGGCGUUGGUUCUGCUGAGGAACGAAUUCUGUUCAUGACUACUAAUUAUGUAGAAAGGCUGGAUCCCGCUUUGAUUCGCCCGGGGCGAGUAGAUAGGAAGCAGUUGUUUGGUAACGUCACCAGAAGUAUGGCAGAAAAGAUGUUCAGUCGUUUUUAUGGCCUAGCCGAAGACGACCCACUUUGUGAAGAGUUCGUAGAGCGCGUAUUUUCGCUUGGCUGCGAGUUAUCUCCUGCGCAGUUACAAGGGCAUUUUCUUCUAUAUAAACAAUCACCACGGAUAGCGAUGGAGCGUGUGGCCGAUCUCAACGCUUCUUCAAAGUAAUA
Cylicostephanus goldi is the source of this 623-nucleotide messenger RNA. NCBI's taxonomy places the organism in Eukaryota, Metazoa, Nematoda, Chromadorea, Rhabditida, Strongylidae. The record is from the annotation of a GenBank genome assembly.